UCAGAUUACUGCCAUCUCACACUGGACACCAACACAGUAAGCUCUGAUUUGUUGCUGUCUGAGGGGAACAGGAAGGUGACAGGAGAUUGGGGGAGUGACAACAGAUAUCCUGAUCACCCAGAGAGAUUUGACUCUGAGUAUCAAGUCCUUUGCACCAAGGGUUUGUCUGGGGCUCGCUUUUACUGGGAAGCCGAGUGGAGUGCAGAUGCAGUUGAAAUAGGGGUUACGUAUAAAACAAUCAAUAGGAAAGAAUUCGGUUAUUCUCAUCUUGGCAGGAAUGACAAAUCGUGGUGUUUGAGAUACUCUCAUACUGGUUACAGUGCCUGGCACAAUGACAUAAAGACUAAAGUAAAAGUCAAAAAGCACCCUAGGGUAGGAGUGUACCUGGACUGUCCUGCUGGGAAUCUGUCAUUUUAUAACAUUUCAGUGUCGGACAACACAAUGACCUUCUUGCACAGAUUCCAUGCAACAUUCACUGAGCCACUCUAUCCUGGGAUCGGCAUGGACUUUAUGCUCCGUAAAAUUUUUUCUUCUACUGUUAAGUCAUUAACGUUUUGUGAUCUGAAAUAGUGGUCGAAGCCUGAAACCCUCUUGUAUUGUAAUUUAUUCAGAUUUUUAUUCCUGUUUGUAGGAAUAUGAUGAUCAUGUAUACCAAGUGAACCAGCAACUGGAGUGAGAAAGUUUUAUAGCUAAGUCAAAUACAACUGUUUGUGUAUUUCCCUAAACUCAAUGUAAAGGCAAGCUUGUGAGAAGUUACUGAGAAGAACACAUUCAUUUUCAAGGGAUUGUGAGGACUGAAAGGGUACCAAGCUGUACUGGGAAAACAAGGUACAAGGGCUGGUUUCGACAGAUGUAUAUCAAGCUUUGGCAAGAUAAUAUAUUGUCUAUAUCAUAAGAUAAUAGCUGAGUGUUAAGCAGAAUUACUUGUUUUGAGGGAAAUUGGUUCAUGGCCAAUUUCAUAAGAACAUAUUAAAGGGAACUGUAAAGGGACCAUAUCUUAUUUUAAACAACAUGUUUUCAGUAUAAAUAGAAAGAUCACAGACACCCCUUAGCUGCGAUUUCGAACACCUCCAGAUCUCCUCUCCACCAUCUGAAGGGGUCAUAUACAGAGCAAAGUCAUUGUAUUUAUCUUGCUCUUAAUUGUAUUAUUACUUGUACUGUGAUUCUUGAAAUGUAUUUGCUUACGAUUGUAAGUCGUCCUGGAUAAGGGCGUCUGCUAAGAAAUAAAUAAUAAAAAACAGGU
This is a messenger RNA of Acipenser ruthenus (sterlet), 1243 nucleotides long. RefSeq names its product stonustoxin subunit beta-like. The record is from RefSeq and is a predicted model, not a curated record. Gene Ontology annotation, molecular function: protein binding. NCBI's taxonomy places the organism in Eukaryota, Metazoa, Chordata, Actinopteri, Acipenseriformes, Acipenseridae. The annotation marks the transcript as partial. The transcript has a single exon.